AUGCGGAAGGGCCCCGGUGGCUCCCGCCGGGCCCGGGCCGCGGGUUCGGGGCCCGGGCCCGGCCCGGUGGCGGUGCCGGGCGCAGAAGUGACGCUGCAGCUGCUGUUCCUCGAUGGGGAAGAAGCUUUCGGGGACUGGAGCAUCACUGACUCCCUCUACGGUGCCCGGCACCUGGCGGCACGUAUGGCUGCCACCCCCCACGGGCCACACGGCACCCAGAUCACCACCAUGAGCCUGCUGGUGCUGCUGGACCUGCUGGGCGCCCGUCACCCUGCCAUCCACAGCCACUUCCCCCGCACCCACCACUGGUUCCUGCGCCUCGUCGCCAUCGAGCAGCGCCUGCAGCGGCUGGGGCUGCUGCACGUCCUCCCCCAGGACCAGCCCUUCUUCCGUCUCAGCCCGGCCCCAGGACCUGUCGAGGAUGACCAUGUCCCCUUCCUCCAGCGAGGUGUCCCUGUGCUGCACCUUAUCCCCACGCCCUUCCCACGUGUAUGGCACACGCUUGAGGACACCGAGGACAACCUGCACCCCCCCACCAUGGAAGCCCUGUGCAAGAUCCUGGUUGCCUUCGUGGCCGAGUUCCUGCAGUUCUGAGCCCCACCGUUACCCGUCACUCCCAGCCCGCACCCGUUGGGGACUCUGGGCUGUGCUGGGAGCCAUCAGUAAAGUGCUUGGUGACCAGUGCUGCGUCCUGUGCCAUCACCUGCCAUGGGGACAGCUGUGGGGCCAGGGACACGUGAUGGAU
Haliaeetus leucocephalus (bald eagle) is the source of this 745-nucleotide messenger RNA. It is a transcript of the gene QPCTL, whose product is annotated as glutaminyl-peptide cyclotransferase-like. NCBI's taxonomy places the organism in Eukaryota, Metazoa, Chordata, Aves, Accipitriformes, Accipitridae. Gene Ontology annotation, molecular function: zinc ion binding; glutaminyl-peptide cyclotransferase activity. The transcript has 5 exons. The record is from RefSeq and is a predicted model, not a curated record. Bases 1 to 594 code for a protein of 197 amino acids.